Messenger RNA from Rhinolophus ferrumequinum (greater horseshoe bat), 1972 nucleotides. It is a transcript of the gene VSX1, whose product is annotated as visual system homeobox 1. The record is from RefSeq and is a predicted model, not a curated record. Gene Ontology annotation, cellular component: nucleus. Gene Ontology annotation, molecular function: transcription cis-regulatory region binding. Gene Ontology annotation, biological process: regulation of DNA-templated transcription. NCBI's taxonomy places the organism in Eukaryota, Metazoa, Chordata, Mammalia, Chiroptera, Rhinolophidae.
AUGGCGUCUGCUGCAGUUCCCUUUGAAGAGGAGCUGGUCUUGGGUGGAGGGGAAUCCACGAUUAUAAGUGUGCGUGGGAUUGCGGGGCUGGGCGACGUGUCCGAGGUGAGGAAGAGCUUCAACCGGCACCUGCACUUCACACUGGUCAAGGACCGCAACGUAGCCACGCACCGUGUCUACCUCCUCGCGCGGUCGCACACGGUGCGCGACCACCUGGUGGGCCGCUGGAUCCGCACGCAGCAGCGCUACUACGAGCGCGACCCUAAGUUGCGCUUUCCGUCCGACCGGCGCGCUAGGAUCGGGGCUCUGAUGCCCGGCGAUUCUCCCACCGGCCCGCACCCCCUGGGCUUCGCCGUCACCGACCUGCUGGGCCUGGAGGCCGAGCUGCGGUCGCCUGCUGGACCCUGGCUGGGAUCGGACAGCGAUGGCUUCGCGGCCGCGCGGUGCGGAGGUCCAGGGCUUGGUGUCCCCUGCAUAGCGCGUGGGGCCCUUCCACUGGGUCUCCGCCUCCUCUGCUUGGGUGCGCAGCCUCCUGCGGCCGUUCCGGCGCCCUGUCUGCUCCUAGCCGACGUGCCCUUCCUGCCUUCCCGGGGGCCUGAGCCCGCGGCCCCGCUAGCCCUCCGUCACCCGCUGCCCCAGCUUGGCCGCCAGAAGCUCAGCGAGAGCAUCUCCACGUCCGAUAAGUACAGCCCAUCCGAAGACAGGAGUGACCUGAAGGUGUCCCCUACCCCUGGCAAGAGGAAGAAGCGGCGGCACAGGACUGUCUUCAACACCUAGCAGCUGGAAGAGGUAGAGAAGGUAUUCAGCAAGGCCCACUACCCCGAAGUGUAUGCCCGGGAAAUGCUGGCCAUGAAAACUGAGCUUCCUGAAGACUGAAUACAGGGCUGGUUUCAAAAUCGAAGGGCCAAAUUGUGGAAGCGAGAGAAGCAUUGGGGAGGCAGCAGCGUGAUGGCACAGUAUGGGCUCUAUGGGGCCACGGUGCGACACUGCAUCCCGCUGCCUGACUCUGUCCUCAAGUCCACCGAGGGCGCCUGGCGAGUUCCCUGCACUCUGGCUCCCUGGCUGAUUGGGAUGCAUAAAAAAUCCAGUAUGAUAAAGAAACCAGGAAAUGAAGAAAAGCUGGCUGGACUCUGGGGCCCUGAACACCUCAAGGAAGGUUCUCGUCCAAGUCAGGCAAGACCCCAGAGAGUGUCCAAUGAAGCCAGCCCUAAGAACAACUUGGAAGAUGUGGCCAUUGACCUCUCCAGUUCCACACGGCAGCAGACCAAGAAAGAACACAAGGGGACUGGUGUUCGAGGAUGUUCAACUUCUGAAGGGCUGAAGGGGCUCCACCCUGGGAAGGUGGGAGCCUUAUGAGGCCCACAGGUCCCACUCUCGAAGGUUGGAAAUGUGCUCAUUCCACACUUUGGCUUUUUCAAAAGACAAAAGUUGUCCAGGACAAAUCAUCUCAGUCAGAUUUUCUUCCUAGCAUCAGGAUAAAAUGCAAUGCCAUGUGCUUUAAAAAGAUGAAUGGGUAACUUAGGGAAAACUCCAUUUUGUUCUAGAAUGGAAACCACUCCUUAAAGACACUUGAACCAAUUAAUUUGGUGUAAAAUUUUUAUUCUCUUCUGUAGAACUUGAGGAGGGAAGAUUUUAGUUCAAACAGCAUUUUCACUGCUGGGCAUCAUUUGUGAUUUGGUUCAAUAUACUGUGUCAAUUAAUAGGUGAGGUCUGAUGUCUUCACUCUCAAUUCAAAAAUAUAAAAAUACUUAAUCUCCUGAGAAUCAGGUGUUUUCAUAAAUAGUGAAGACCCCAUAGAGACAUAUGAAUGAAUUAUAUUACCUUUAUCUUGAAUUUGGCUUUGGACAUUUCAAUUUUCUCAUUAGGCAAUAAUUUUAUAUUCUUUUGAAUGUCAUUUAAUAGGCUAUAUGUAUUAGAACUCAUAAAAACAAAGAAAGCCAUGCUUUCCCCUUCCUUUCUAAAAUAUUAAUAA